AUAUACAACAAAUGGCGGAGAGAAUGACACGUGGAAGUUAGAAAACCGCACAAGUUCCAAAAACAAAUGGAUCCGUCAACAACUUCGAAACUACUCAUUACACUGGGAUGCUCUUCUGGAGGUUGUGCACCGAAUCCUCUUUCCAAGUUCGCAACUUUGAUUUCAGCAAUACGUGCGACGUCCUGGAAGUUGAACGACGUCUAAACUAACUUUCGGUUAACCAUAAGGUGAUACACUCUUUUGCGACAACGACAGCAAAAGGCAAUCCGAACUACAACUAUGUGUGGAAUUUUCUCCAUCUUCUCGUCGAGUCUUCCCGAAGCCGACCUUCGGAAAGAGCUCAUCACAUGCUCCCAAAAACUUCGUCACCGUGGACCCGAUUGGUCAGGAUACAAGGUGAUCAAGCCGGAUGCCAACAUUCCACUUGCACAUGGAAUCGGCCAUGAGCGACUUGCCAUCAUGGAUCCUGAGUCUGGAUCGCAACCUCUUGUGUCACGAGAUGGAAAUGUUAUUGUAGCUGCCAACGGAGAGAUUUACAACUUCAAGGAACUUUACAGCUCUCUCAAAACACCAUACACCCCUAUGACAGGAUCUGAUUGCGAAUGCAUUCUCCCCCUUUACGAAGAACAUGGUCCCUCCGCCGAGAUGGUCACGAACUUGAGAGGUAUGUUUAGUUUCAUUCUUUACGACAAAAAAACAGACACCUACAUGGUUGCAAGAGAUCACAUUGGAAUUACUCCGUUGUACAUUGGAUGGGGUAACGACGGGUCGGUCUACGUCGCCUCAGAGAUGAAGAGUCUUGUUGGGGAGUGCAACAAAUUCCAGAACUUUCCUCCGGGUCAUAUUUAUUGCAGCAAGGGGCCAAAGGCUGGGGAAUUCCAACGUUGGUACAAGCCAAACUGGGCACCAGAAAUGCUGCCUGGAGGUGAGAUGCCCAAAGAAGGCUAUCAAUCGGUAAGCACUUUGAUCAUUAUUGUCAUUCUCCAGUUGGUUUAUUUCUUGUGUAAUUAGCACUGGCUCUUUUAUCACAGCACAACUAUUGAUCGAAUCAAAACUUUGGGCAUUAAAUCUCACAACAUUUUUUAAUUAUCAUUUAUUGAACUCGAAAUGCUAUUUUUCUUACCACGCUAGGAUGUUCUCCGACAUGCAUUUGAACGUGCUGUUACACGUCGUAUGAUGUCUGAUGUUCCGUGGGGUGUUUUGUUGUCUGGUGGACUUGACUCCUCUUUGGUGGCUGCUAUUUGCUCGCGUCACAUCAGCCGUCGCUCCACGUCCUUUCCCAAACUGCACUCCUUCACAGUUGGUUUGGAAGGUUCGCCUGAUUUGGUGGCAGCCCAGAAGGUCGCUGAUCAGCUCGGAACGAUUCACCAUCCAUACACUUACACUCUUGAAGAGGGUUCUGAUGCUAUUCCUGACGUAAUUCGUUGCCUCGAAACCUACGAUGUCACGACGGUCCGAGCUUCGACUCCUAUGUACCUCAUGUCGCGAAAGAUCAAAGCCAUGGGUAUUAAAAUGGUAAUCAGUGGUGAGGGUGCCGAUGAAGUCUUUGGCGGAUACCUCUACUUCCACAAGGCACCGAAUGAGCAAGAAUUUUUCGACGAGACAGUUGACAAGCUCAGUCGUCUGCACAUGUACGAUUGCCUGCGUUGUAACAAGGCCAUGAGUGCGUGGGGUGUAGAACCUCGUGUACCUUUCUUAGAUGCUGACUUUUUACAGGUUGCAAUGAACUUGGAUCCUAAGGAAAAGAUGAUUCGAAAGGGACCUGAAAUCUCUAAAGAAGAUACUCGCAUUGAAAAGUGGGCGAUUCGCAAGGCCUUUGAUACACCCGAUGACCCUUACCUACCAGAUGAAAUUUUGUGGAGACAAAAGGAACAAUUCAGUGACGGCGUUGGUUAUGGGUGGGUAGACCAUUUGAAGGACAUUGCUGAUAAAGAAAUUUCGGAUCAAAUGUUUGCCAAUGCUGCCAAUCGCUUCCCUCACAAUACCCCCACGACUAAGGAGGGAUACAGAUAUCGAAUGAUCUUCGAAUCGUUUUAUCCCGGAGAGGCCGCGGAGAAGACCGUACCCGGAGGAAAGUCUAUCGCUUGUUCGACAGAACGUGCGAUGAAAUGGGAUGCUACCUUCGCGCUACGAGCAGAUCCCAGUGGUCGUGCCGCUGGAGUUCACGACGACGCCUACGAUGAAAAGUUCGAGGCUGACACCAAGUUGGCUGAAGACUUCGGUGAACCUGCCGCAAAGAAACCUAAGGUCUAAGCUUGAUUGUGUUAGCAUUUUGAUCUUGAAGAGGAGCUAGACGAGCGGCACGUUAUUCUGAUUAGCUCCGUCCGACUUCCAGUAAAAUACAAUCAUUUUUAUAUAACAUCAAACACAAAACAGAUCAGUAUUUGAAUAACAUAUAGUUACAUGG
This is a messenger RNA of Pseudo-nitzschia multistriata, 2407 nucleotides long. Lineage: Eukaryota; Bacillariophyta; Bacillariophyceae; Bacillariales; Bacillariaceae. The record is from the annotation of a GenBank genome assembly.